GUUUCUGUCCUCUACAUUGUACAUCAGUGGGAUUCACUCUGCUGGAACAAAAUAAUGUCGUCUUCAACCCAUUGAAGGAAAGGGAUAGAAACUUGUUCAGCUCUGCAAGCACAUGACCCAAUGCCAGAACCAAGAUCUGCUCUGUCUGCUCGUAUUUGUGGUUCCCAAGAUGCUUUUGCGUGCGUAAAAUGGCAUAGACUCCCAGAGAGUAACAGCUCCAUUUAAGCAUGAAAUAUUUGUUCAUACUUAUGAUGAUUUGACAUAAUUAAUGUUUUAUUAACCAUGAUGGCAACACAGACAUUAAGUAUAGACAACUAUCAAGAUGGACAACAGAUGCAAGUAGUAACAGAAUUAAAAACGGAACAAGAUCCCAGCUGCUCUGAAACUGAUGCAGAAGGGGUGAGUCCUGCCCCUGUAGAAUCUCAAACUCCAAUGGAUGCAGACAAGCAGGCCAUUUACAGGCACCCACUGUUUCCUUUGUUAGCACUAUUAUUUGAAAAAUGUGAACAAUCUACACAAGGCUCAGAAGGCACAACUUCUGCUAGUUUUGAUGUAGAUAUUGAAAAUUUUGUAAGGAAGCAGGAGAAAGAAGGAAAACCCUUUUUCUGUGAAGAUCCAGAAACUGAUAAUUUAAUGGUAAAAGCAAUCCAAGUUCUACGUAUCCAUCUGCUUGAGCUAGAAAAGGUUAAUGAACUCUGCAAGGAUUUCUGUAGUCGUUACAUUGCCUGCCUGAAGACAAAAAUGAACAGUGAAACUCUAUUAAGUGGAGAGCCUGGAAGUCCUUAUUCACCUGUGCAAUCUCAGCAAAUUCCAAGUGCCAUUGCAGGCACACUCAGUCCCCAAGGGAUUAUGGUGCCAGCAUCAGCAUUGCAGCAGGGAAAUGUAACUAUGGCAACAGUAGCAGGGGGGACAGUGUAUCAGCCAGUCACUGUGGUCACUCCACAAGGUCAAGUGGUGACACAAGCACUGUCACCUGGGACUAUUCGUAUCCAGAACUCUCAGCUUCAGUUGCAAUUAAACCAAGAUCUAGGCAUCUUGCAUCAAGAUGAUGGCUCAUCAAAAAAUAAAAGAGGAGUUCUUCCCAAGCACGCUACAAAUGUGAUGAGAUCAUGGCUUUUUCAGCACAUAGGGCAUCCAUAUCCAACAGAGGAUGAGAAGAAACAGAUUGCAGCACAAACAAAUCUGACACUACUCCAGGUUAACAAUUGGUUUAUCAAUGCUAGAAGGCGAAUUCUUCAGCCGAUGCUGGAUUCCAGUUGUUCUGAAACUCCAAAAACAAAGAAGAAAACAGCUCAGAACCGACCGGUUCAGAGGUUCUGGCCUGACUCCAUUGCCUCAGGAGUUGCUCAGCAGCAAUCUAAUGAGCUCACGAUGUCAGAUGGUGCUGUUGUAACAAUUACAGCUCCAGUCAACAUGAAUGUAGACAGUCUCCAGUCUUUGUCAUCCGAUGGUGCUACUUUGGCUGUUCAGCAAGUUAUGAUGGCAGGGCAAAGUGAGGAUGAGUCCGUAGACAGCGGUGAAGAUGAUGGAGGAGAUCUCUCAACAACAAAUAUCAGUGGGCUGGUCUUGGAUAACAGCGAUUCUCUGCAGUAGGAAGCAAGAGAGUGUGACAAAAUGCUUAGGAAAAAGAAUGGACUGACUGACUGACUGUUUUUAUAGUUUGCACAGCAAACAUUUUACACAAGUUUUAUUUCUAAUAUGUUUUAUAUGUAGAUAUAGAAGGGUGCACUUUUUUGUAUUUCAUAGUAAGCUUAAAGAGUGUUUUGCAGGUGCAGCAACUUCUUUCAAAUGUGUUUUUUCAUUUCUUUUCCUUUUCUUAUUUCAGAAAAUUGUAUCUAGUAAUAUAAAGAACCACAUAAGCACCCCUUUGUUCUAUGAAUUGGAAGUGCUGCAAUUUCUAAAGAAUUAUGCAGUUUCAAUUAGUGCUGUUAUUUAACACGGCUCUUGAUGGGCAGGUGAUGUAAAUUUAAAGCAUGUGACACUAGUGUGUGGAACUUGAUCAUUAAGUUGGAUGCAUAUAUUUGAAAGAUGCUUCUGCACCUUAAAAACUGCUAGUCUGAGGUGGACAGCAACACACAUAAAAAGAAAAUGUUGAUGUGUGAUUCAGUAGCGAAUGUAUGGCAAUUUAAAUAAGUUUAGUUUCUCUCAUAGUCCGUGAGCCUGUUUAUCAUUUGCUAUAAAAACUCCUAUUUUUACCUUGCCGGGGUUAUUGGAUAAAAAAUAUUUUUAUAAAUUCACUAGGAAUUGGGAUGACGACUGUAUUAAGCAGGAGGAAAAAAAAAAAAAGAAUUUCCAGAGGGGAAAAAUAAAUGGUUAGUAUUCCUAUUUGGAAGGUCUGAAAACUGACCAAAUUUAAUAAACAAGCCUAUGCUAGCAUUCUAUGAUUCUCAGCUAUCCCACAGUGAUAUACUAUAUUUGAUAAUAGCAUAAGAAGGGCCCACUCUUUGAUGGGAUUUUGAUAUUGUCAAACAUUGAUUUAUAUUAUGUGUAAACUAAUAUUCAAAUUACAUUAACUCUGUAUCUAGACUUGUAUCUGAAGAUAUUUGCUAAAUGAGUAUUCAGGUAAGUAAAUUCAAAUACCCACAACUUUUCCAGUUAUUAGAGAAAUUUAACAGUUUAUAGUUUGUACAACUGAAUCUGAAAAAUGAAAAGUUGCCUAUUAUACAGUCAUGAAUUCUGCUAUCACUCUGCUAUUUUAUUGCAUUUGAAAUAUUUUCCCCUAAUACAAAAAGAAAUAUAACUUACAGAUUUUUAUAAAAUUUCUUCAAAUCUGAAGGUUACUACCAGAAUGUACAGCAGGCUUUAUUAGAGUAGAAAAUCCUUGUGUGUCAUUUAAAAACUAAGAGCUAGUGAUGAAAACACUUUUUUUUGUUGUUGCUGUAACAGUUCAUUUCUUUUUUUCCUGAAGUUUGGAGUCUGUGUCUGUCUAUCCAUGAACACUUACUUUUGAACUUUGUAUUUCCCGUUGUUAAGUACAAAUAACAGACUCCAAGAGUCUCACGGUGAGAUCAACGUCCUCUUUUCCCCCCUGUCCAUUUGUCACAAUGUUGGGUUAGAUCAAAGCCAGAACUCCCUUCUGAUUUAGACCAAAUCUAGUUGCAUUUCUAACGUGACAGGGAAAAAGAUGUUAGCUUUUAGAAUCUGUAGGCACUGUAUUUGAACAAAGCCCUUUGACAGAUGCAAAUAUUUAAUCGAAUACUUAAUUUCUGCUUCACAAAACACUUAGGCAUGCGCUUAGGUCGCAUUGAUUUCAGUAGGAUUAACGCAUGUACUUUUUGACAUGCUUAAACAGUUGGAAGCUGGUCUUUAAAGAUUGUCUUCCAAGGCAAGCAUAUGUUGGUAUGAAGAAAAACUUCAGAAAGAAAUGUCAGUAGCAUUGGCAUACAUACGUGGAGAAUAAUACUAGUUUUCAAUGACUAGUAGCUAUUUUGAAGAAUUGGUGUUGGGUUUUACUCGGCACAAGUGAUGUUUCUGCUAUGGCUUUCGCUUAUUCCUGGCUGAGGAUCUUGCUUCUUAGUUCAAAUGCUGUAGUGAUCUACGCCAGCUGGAGUGGUAAUCGAAAGAAUUUGUUUUCGUCUAACUUCUCUGCUUUGCCACUAAUGUGCAAUGUUUGUUAAAGAGCACAGUAAAUGAAUAAUGAAAGAUCUAAUCAGGAAAGCUUUGACAUAGCAUAACUGUCUCAAAGGCUAUUGUCAAAUCCAGUUUGACCCCAAAACAUUUAAAAAGACUGAUAUAAUGUACAAAUUAGGCUCCUUUGGAAACAUUCAACCUACUGCUCCUACAAAGGAUACCUGAGAUGACUAGAACUGAGAGACAGAUUCUGUAUUUUUCUUUUUAGUUGUUUUUGAUUUAAUUCCGUAAGUGCUUCAUCACCCCCACAGUUUCCAUUAUAUAGUAGGUUAUAUUUGUUGGUUUGUUUGGGGUUUUUAUUCAGCUACCCUUGUUCAUAUUUAAUAGUGCAUUAAUCUUUGUACUUCUAGCACGUAGGCAGAUGAAUAGUCUACUUCUCAGUGCGUACAGGCCUAUGGACAAAUAGGUACUUUUCCAAAUCAACCUGUGCUGGAGGAACAGGCCAUUUCUCACGAUCUCCUUUCCCUCCCUGACCAGUUGUUGCUGCCUCAGAUCUACCAGCAGAGCUUUCCCCAGCCUGCUUUGAGGUAGUCUAGGAAGCAGCUCAGCCAGCAGAUCUGUUAGGGUAGCAGGUAGCCAGCAGUGAAGGGAAGGGUAAACCAAAAUGGGCAAAAAACCCAAACUUCUGUGGUUUGGAGAUAAUGUAGCAAUGGGCAUUUGCCCACACUUCAAAACUGUGAGAACUGAGAUCUUAAAAAGAGAAUAUUAGAACAAUUUAAUAUCUAUACAGCUGGCUGGGAGAGGGUUCAGGAAUAUGUAGUUUAUGUGUCACUUGGAACUCAAUUGGAAACAACCAGGCAUCAGGUUUUGCAAACUUCUGAAAGUUUAUUUUUCAGAAAGAAACCGUUAUCUGGUUAGCUUUCUUAUUCCCCCCCACCUUAUGUGCAGCUGGAGCUUUAUUCUUCUGAAACAUUUGCGACCUUGUCUUCAGCUAGUUUAUCAAUACCUGAUAAGACAGAAUUUACUGUGAAAGGGGGAAUGUGGAAUAGUUUUGCUGUCAAAUUAGAAACAUAAAAACAUAAGGACGUGGAUUCCUAAAAUUGAAAAGGCUUUACCAGUGUAGUCAAAGGUAUCGCUUAACAUACGGAACUCAAACCUUGUCUUUUAAUUCAGUGAGAAUUCUGUAGGGUAUGAACUGCACAGAAGUGCUUGUUCUUUUAACGAUUUAAACAAAACAAAAAAAAAAUAAAAGUAUCCUUCCUUUUUUGCUGUGUAAUAAAGAUUGCUGGUUUAAGCAAAGCAUCGCUGUUCAGGAAAGGUACAUGUUUACAGUAGUUAAAAGUCUUUAUAGGGGACCUAACUUUAAACCCAUAUAUAAUUUCCCCCACCCCCAGUUAAAGUCAUGUUCAUAUGCAAUAGAACGAAUUUGUUUUUAAAAUCAAUGUAAUUCUUCUGCAAUUAUGAUUAUUGAAGUUUUUAAUUUUUUUUUAACGUAAUCUAGAUCAUUAACCCAAAACAGGGUUAUCAGUCCGAUUUUUCCAAGAUUUCUGUAACAGGCAAGGCAGCUUCCUGUUCUUUAACUUUAGAAACAUUGCGUUUUAGCGAAUCAAUUCCAAAUUGAUCAGGAUAUAUUUUUAAAUGACUGUUCCAAAGAAAUAAUCUUGUUGGAAAACAUUUGGAAUCGACAGGCGUGGCUCUGGCUCUGCAGAGGGUUUCCUGGAUGUGGAUAUUGGGUCAAAGUGGAGUCCUGCUGACCUCAGGGAAACUCCAUAAGGCUGCAUGUCAGGCUGCGUUUACCUGCAAGAGAAUUGGUUCCUUGUUCUGGUCCCUCAUCACUAUUAGGAACUUCUGUGGAGCCCUCCAACUUCAUCGUGCCUGCAUACCUAGGUUUUCUUCCAGUGGAAACCAGGGUGUGGACGAAGGGCUUAGAAGGGCAGGAGUGUGUGUUGACCCGGAGUGCGCCACAGACCGUUUUGAUGUUCAAAAUAUGGCCGGAAGGCAGACCUACACCGAGGAAUUAGAGUUCCCAGUUCCUGUGCUUUAAAAGUAGCUUCAGGUUUAUCGAUAGUCUAGUGGAGUAGGGCCACAAAGACUUAGUGCAUGAAUAAUUAUCUAUUUGUUUCUCUAAUCACAUGGAAAAAGAAUUAGAAGGCAGCUCAGCUUCCUGACUUUAUGAACUUGACAGCCCAAAGGAUGAAACAAAGCCUUUCCAAGGGAUUAUAGUUUCCUAAAACCAUUAGACUUGUAGCACUUAAAAAAAACAAACAAAAAACCAAAACACCCUGGUAUUUUGAAAAAUUGGAACACAUGCAUUUAAUUGUAAUUCAGGUUGAUUUAAGAUCUAUUUUCUGAAGCUGAGUCGUCUUGGGAGAAAAAAAUGAAUAAGUAUUUGUCUAUGCAAGACAUAAAUGUCAAAAAUGUGUGACUUGCCCAUUUUUAGGUGCUGUAUUGUUAUUGUCUUUCUGACUUCUGUUACUUUGAUUAGUCUCUUAAACCUUUCAGCCUUAUAUUCAGCUUAGUUUUCAGAGUUGAAUAGGCAAAAUCUAGUUUUGAAAUCCUGUUGGAAAUGUAACUAACCUUCAUUCCCUCAUGAAAAUCUCGCGUGUUAAACAAUUAAGUGAAAUGUUUUGGUUUUCUAAUAAUAAAUUCAAACUCGCACCACCUCCUAAAAACAGAGCAUAUCCAUGAAAAUGCAGGUUUAAUUGUAGUGUGCAAACGAUCAAAUCAUCAGCCUCGUGCUGAAUACACUUUGCUCUUUGCUGUUCGAUGUGGCUGAAGAGUAAAGCAGGUUGGUUAUGCCAAACUCAAACACAGUGUGGAUUCCUUCCCCUGCCUCCCCCCCCCCACCCCCCCUUGGCUUGCUAACCUCCUUCAAACAGGUUUUGGGUUGUUUAAUUUUCAAGUCCUAAAGUAACUUGAUCAUCCAGUGUAAAGUGUAGUGAAAUUGGCACUAAUGUGCUUUUAAGUGAUUGCCCAAAUCAUGUUAUUUGUUCAUUCUUGUCACCUGGAAAUAUAAAAUCCGUUUCCUUUUCUGUGACUUAGUUCUUUAGGACCUGCUGACUGAUCACAGCUGCUUUUGCCAGAGAAAAGCAAGGUGCGAGAAAGCAGUGAAACACCUUACCAACCUUGUAGACUACUAUAAAGAUACUGACUUCAUGUUAAUAGAAUCCAGCGUUUUCAGGUCAUGACAGAAGUCGCCCAUAAAUCUCUCCAUGUGUUAGCAACAUUUGGUCCAUACAAUCGACAAUCUUUAAAAUGUGAACCCUGUGACUUUUUUUUUUUUUUUUGCCUUGGUUGUUAAGGGAUUUUGAAGCAACUGAUCUAUCAAGGGAUAAAAUUAAAAAUCAGAAUAUGCUUCAUGGAUGGUUUAUUUUUACACUACUGUUCUCUGUGAGCUGAAAAAGCACAUUUUUAAAGCAAAGCAUUCGCAUUACUUUAACAUUAGCAGUAUUGUUUGGCUGAAAGACGAGUUAUGUUUUCAAGAAAUCUCGAGCAUAGUUUCAAACUAGUUAACCA
This is a messenger RNA of Pygoscelis adeliae (Adelie penguin), 7086 nucleotides long. RefSeq names its product PBX/knotted 1 homeobox 1 (gene PKNOX1). The transcript is spliced from 12 exons. NCBI's taxonomy places the organism in Eukaryota, Metazoa, Chordata, Aves, Sphenisciformes, Spheniscidae. The record is from RefSeq and is a predicted model, not a curated record. The coding region runs from base 283 to 1593 and encodes 436 amino acids. Gene Ontology annotation, molecular function: DNA-binding transcription factor activity, RNA polymerase II-specific; RNA polymerase II cis-regulatory region sequence-specific DNA binding. Gene Ontology annotation, biological process: regulation of transcription by RNA polymerase II; angiogenesis.